GCGCGGAAAUUUAAACUUCUGAAAUACCAAUGGAAUCAUAAAAUCAUGAGAAACUGCAUCGUGAGAUGUAAAAAGAGAGCGCACGAAAAUUUCCACCCGAAAUGUGUGGAAAUGAGAGAGAGGGAAAAGAAAACGGGAGAAGCGAAGCGGCCGAAGAGUGGCAUUUCCCAUUGUGUGUCUUCCCCCUUCUUUUUACAUUUCCCGAUUUCGAAUGUCCUUGAAAUUAAAGGCGCACACCAUUUUUGCAUUUGACAAAGAUUGUGUCGUGUCGAGACCUGAUACCGUACUUUUGGCGCACAAAUCGUAAGUUUUUGCGUUCGUUAAUCGUAUUUUUUCACAUAAUUAUUAACAUUCCAGUUGUCUUUCCUCAUCGUGUUAAAGGCAAGACUACUCACGGAUUUCUGGCUUCGCUCAGAAAUUGAAAUGGAAGAGUUUGCCGAACUAGGCCAUUUUGGCUCAGCCAUAUCUGUGGUAGUUUUACGGCGCGUUGCGUGUCGCGUCGCGGCUCGAUCUUAGUUGUAAAACUAAAUGUAUUUGUCCGUGUGGAGUACGCGUUGUCCGGCGGGCGAUUGUCAAUGGAGCGCGAGAAAUUCAAUGAGGAAGGCCAGAACCAGGUGACUACUCAGAAAUCACUCUUUUUGAUCUUUGAAUUGAAUAAAUCAUUUGAAACAACACUUAUUCGGAAAUGCGAUUAUUCAUGUCUGUUAAAUAUACCGUUUAAUAGGAUUAUUUGGGAGAGAAAACAGACUAGAACAAAGUUGAAUAAAUAAACCUUUGAGAUCUUCGAAGAUACCGAUGAGUCUGGACACUCCAAAAUAGUGCACUAAUCCAAGAAUUGACGAUGGUGAUUCCGGCAACUGCCGUCAGUUCCAAGCCUGAACAUUGAGCUUGACAGGCAACGCGUCUUGUUUCCCAAAACAUUUUAAGACGUGAUCUCUGAAGAAAUUUAGUUUAAGCUCGUUAAAAAUAUUUUCGUAAUCCGAGACCGAUUAAAAUACUCCCUGUCUCGAGGAGAGUUUGACACCUUGAUACUAAUUCAAUCAUGAUAGGUACCUUAAAAGUUAAAAAAAAAUUGCUCAGUACCUGAAGUAGCGAUACAGUGAUUUCAUUUGACGAAAAACUGUGAGACAGACGUUAAACAGUUUUUUGACGUUCCAGACACAACACAUCAUUCCAUCAAUUAUUCCGCAGACUUAUUUCUUAUAUGGAUGUAAUUUUUACAGAAUAUACAAUAAAAAAUGUUCUUGUUGCAAUAUAUUAAUAGGAUACAAUAGGAUUUCCCGGUACAAUAGAUGGAAGGAUACAACUUCUGACUGCAAUUAAGAUUCCUGAGUUCAGGCAAGCCUAAUCGUAGAUUUUUCUUUCUGAUCAUAGAAUUGAAUGAACUAUUUGACACUAUAUUCACGGAAAAAUGGCUAUGUGAACCUCAGACUUCCUCUAAAACAUUUCAGAACAUAAUCCUAGACUUUGUUAAAAUUUAUUCCAAUUUUAUGCUAAUCUCACGAAAAACGGAACAUAAUUUCAAAAACGAUAAACUAGGUACUUCCCCGUAUAAAAGAGAACCCCUAACUCCACAAUCUUCACUCCAUCAUGGCUGUCUCCACUGUCCUUCUAGUCGCUGCUCUCCUGAGCACCGCCACCGCGGAUUUUUCCCCAAGUUUCCGUGCAUUCAUUCAAACAACUUAUGGGUCAGCAACCUUGAAUGCACUGGCUAGAACUGAUCUUGGAGCAGCUGGAAGUUAUGGAGGGGGACUUCAUGAUGGUCUCAGUCCCACUACCCGAACACCUGUCAUCCUAGUUCAUGGAACUACCAACAGCGCUGGUACCUUUGCUCCGCAAGCAGCAUACUUCAGAGCAAAUGGAUGGUCAGAGGAGACUGUAUAUGCUACCACAUACGGUGACGCAGGAGUUACUACGGCUACAAAUGUAAAAAUGCUUUGUGAAUAUGUGCAACAGAUCAGAAAUAUGAUCAUUGCUGUGAACGCCUUCACUCAGCAAAAAGUAAAUGUCAUUGGUUACUCCAUGGGAUCCCCAAUUGCCAGAAAAGCCAUCCUUGGUGGAAAAUGCGCUGAGAAUACUGUUCAAUUGGGAGCUCCACUGACUAGUAUCAUAGAAACCUAUAUUUCUGUGGCUGGUGCUAAUCGUGGUACAUCACUCUGUGACAUUCUUUUUGCUCCACUGGUUGUGCCAACAUGUAACACGAAAAAUGGACUCAAAUGUUCAUCAGAUUUUCUUACAGACAUCCGUAGUGUCUCAGCUUACGAGGGACAAUACAUCUUCUCAAUCUAUGGACCUAGCGAUGACAAGGUCGGAUUUAACACCGUUUGUGGACGUGUUUCUAGAAUUGAUGGAGCAACGGCCGAAAAGGAUAAUGUUCCCGGAAACCACGACGCUAUCAUCGCUAACACAGUUGGCGCCACCGCAGAUCUUCUCACUAAUCACGCAUUUUAAGAGUCUUCCUGAUCACAAUUUUUUCUGCAUUCUCUA
Molecule: messenger RNA, 2487 nt
Organism: Caenorhabditis elegans
Lineage: Eukaryota; Metazoa; Nematoda; Chromadorea; Rhabditida; Rhabditidae
Gene: lips-15
Product: LIPaSe related
Exons: 4
Coding region: 1591-2451 (286 amino acids)
Biological process (GO): lipid catabolic process
Molecular function (GO): hydrolase activity
Source: RefSeq, marked reviewed